Messenger RNA from Orycteropus afer afer, 1086 nucleotides. It is a transcript of the gene ELMOD3, whose product is annotated as ELMO domain containing 3. NCBI's taxonomy places the organism in Eukaryota, Metazoa, Chordata, Mammalia, Tubulidentata, Orycteropodidae. The record is from RefSeq and is a predicted model, not a curated record.
AUGUCUGCUGGAUAUUCUCCAACAUAUGACAAGGACAAUCAUGUUCUUCCCACUUUCAGAGGAAUUCCUAUCUCAGAGUUGAAGAACCAUGGCAUCCUCCAGGCCCUGACAACAAAAGUGAAUGGAUGGGAGGCAGAUGUUGUAAAUACAGAGGUGCUCAGAGCCCAAGAAGAAUGGGAAGCUGUGGACAGUAUCCAGCCAGACCAAGGGAGCCAGGCCAUUUCAGACCAGCCUGGGCAACUCAUCUCCUUCAGUGAGGCCCUGCAGCAUUUCCAGACUGUCGACCUCUCCUCCUUGAAGAAAAGAAUUCAGCCAACCAUUCGAAGGACUGGGCUCGCUGCCCUCCGGCACAUCCUCUUCGGUCCUCCAAAGCUCCACCAGUGCCUUCAUGAAGAAAGGGACUUGAUCCUGACCAUUGCUCAGUGUGGCCUGGAUUGCCAAGACCCAGUGCAUGGCCGAAUCCUCCAAACCAUCUACAGGAAGCUAACCGGCUCCAAGUUUGACUGUGCCCUCCAUGGAGACCACUGGGAAGAUUUGGGCUUUCAGGGACCAAAUCCAGCUACAGACCUGAGAGGAGCAGGCUUCCUUGCCCUCCUGCACCUGCUCUACCUGGUGAUGGACUCCAAGACUUUGCUGAUGGCACAGGAGAUUUUCCGACUAUCUCAACACCAUAUCCAGCAAUUCCCCUUCUGUCUGAUGUCAGUGAAUAUCACCCGUAUCGCAAUCCAGGCCUUAAGGGAGGAGUGUCUCACCAGGGAGUGUAAUCGGCAGCAAACAGUAAUCCCAGUGGUAAACAGUUUCUAUGCAGCCACUUUCCUCCGCCUUGCCUAUGUCUGGAAGACACAGCAGAAAACCAUCUCAGACUCAGGCUUCGUCCUCAAAGACUUGGAAUUGUUGGCCAAGAAGAGCCCAAGGCGGCUGCUUAAGACCUUGGAGAUCUAUUUGGCUGGGGUGUCAAAGGGACAGGCCUCCUUGUUGGGAGCACCGAAGUACUGUGGACCCCAAGCUUCUCACUCCAAGGAUCUCACCUUCACAGGUGUGUGUGAGCUGCCACUCCACUCAUCUGAAGGCACGUGGACAAUCUGA